Fusarium keratoplasticum is the source of this 1719-nucleotide messenger RNA. Its product is annotated as MFS domain-containing protein. Gene Ontology annotation, molecular function: transmembrane transporter activity. The record is from RefSeq and is a predicted model, not a curated record. Lineage: Eukaryota; Fungi; Ascomycota; Sordariomycetes; Hypocreales; Nectriaceae. The transcript is spliced from 6 exons. Gene Ontology annotation, biological process: transmembrane transport. Bases 25 to 1719 code for a protein of 564 amino acids.
CAAGUCAUUACAUGUCUUGCCGAGAUGACUACGACAAUCACCGAAAAGUUGCGGGACGAGCCUCGUGGCAGUGCUGCUGGCCAUGAAAAGACCGACUCUCAAUCCGAUGCCCCUACGCUACAUGAGCCGGAGCAAGAUGGUGUUGACAGGGCCCCUGGAGAUGGUACGCCAAAGGACGAGGAAAAGGAGUGGGUUGUAGGAUGGAAGCUCGCGAGUUUAAUGAUUUCCAUUACUCUUGCUGCUUUCCUGAUGCUCUUGGAUAUGUCCAUCAUUGUUACUGCCAUCCCUCAGAUCACGUCCGAUUUCCACUCGCUACAAGACAUAGGAUGGUAUGGCAGUUCAUACAAUCUUGCCAGCGCUGCUCUACAACCCCUUUCUGGCAAACUAUACACAUACUUCAACACAAGGUGGCUCUUCCUGGGCUUCCUGUUCCUCUUCGAGCUAGGGUGUCUUAUUUGUGGCGUCGCCCAAAACUCCAUCACGUUGAUCAUGGGACGAACCAUUGCCGGCAUUGGCAGCUCGGGAAUCCAAAACGGAGCACUCACCAUGAUUGCGGCCUCGGUCCCUCUGCAUAAGCGCCCUGCUUUGGUAGGAAUCCUCAUGGCUGGUGCUCAACUUGGCUUGGUUAUUGGACCUUUGCUUGGUGGUGCGUUUACCGAGUACACAACUUGGCGAUGGUGCUUCUACAUCAACCUUCCGAUCGGCGCCGUCUGUACUGCUCUCAUCUUGUUCGUCCAUGUUCCUGAUCGUCGAGUCCAAACCACCGAUACGGCCCGCCAGAUCAUCACCUCCAAGCUCGAUCUCACCGGAUUCGUCCUAUUCGCCCCUUUUACCGUCAUGUUCCUGCUCGCCCUCCAGUGGGGCGGCAUCGACUACUCAUGGGACUCUGCCACCAUCAUCGGGCUGUUUUGCGGUGGUGGUGCUCUUUUCGCCAUCUUCAUGUACUGGGAGUACCGGGUUGGCGAUGGCGCUAUGAUUCCUAUCCCCGUCAUCCGGACGAGGCAGGUCUGGACUGCGUGUCUGACACAGCUGUUUCUCUUCUCCACCAUCAUUGUGGCUUCGUACUAUAUGCCCAUCUACUUCCAGUCCAUCAAGGAGGCGACGCCGUUCGAAAGUGGUGUCGAUAUGCUUCCCAGUAUCCUUAGCCAGCUGGCAGCUGCUAUCUCGAGUGGUUUUCUUGCUCAAAAAGUAGGAUACUAUCUGCCCUUUGCUACCACGAGUGCAGUACUCUCCGCUGUCGCCAAUGGACUGUUCAGCACCAUGGGCCCCCAUACUCGAACCGCCACUUGGGCCGGUUACCAGAUCCUGGCUGGUUUCGCUCGCGGAUUGGGCAUGCAGAUGUCCAUCAUCGCAGUACAAGCUCACACAAGCCCCGAGAUGACCUCAGUCGCGACCGCAGUUCUGGUUUUUUCCCAAACUUUUGGCGGAGCCAUCUUUGUCUCCAUCGCCAACGUCAUCUUCAACAACAAGCUCCACGACGAGCUCGUCUCACGACUUCCAAACCUCGACGUGAAUAAAAUCAUCGACGCGGGUGCCUCUGGUGUUCGACAGGUUGUGUCAACAAAGGAUCUCCCCGAGGCUUUGAUGUCUUACUCCAAUGCUGUGAACGCAACCUUUUACCUCGCUGUGGCAGCGUCUUGUGCCAUGUUCUUUACUUCGUUUGGUAUUGGAUGGAAGGAUAUUCGGAAGAAGGCUCCUGCAAAGGUGGGAGAUGCUUAG